CCGCCGAGUUGUCUUAUGCCCGUUUGUUUGCCUGCCUACUUGUGUCACCGUCAUCCAAUUGUCGGCGCUCCGGUGUCAGCUUCUGGCUCACCGCCCUUCGUUGAGUCCUUCAGCAUGCCCAAGGGUACACAAGAGCUGAAGGCGGAUGAAGGGAAAGUCCUUCACGGCGGCGGCGGUGAUCUCCGUUUGCAUUACUUGCUCACUUUCUUUUUUUUCUUCCCGUCUCAAGGCUUCUGA
Molecule: messenger RNA, 237 nt
Organism: Periconia digitata
Lineage: Eukaryota; Fungi; Ascomycota; Dothideomycetes; Pleosporales; Periconiaceae
Source: the annotation of a GenBank genome assembly